UCACGCAUGGAUGUAUUAUUUAACCCUCACGUCGGUCUCGGGUCCGAGCGCGAUGCUCGUGCUCGUCCUGGUCCUGGUCCUGGUUCUGCUGUCGGAGUCGGUCCCGGUCCAGAGCGGCCGCAAAACGCCUUUCCUCAUCACCGAGAACAUGUGGCUUCGCGGCUGCGUCCUGGACUGCCAGAGGGGGCGCCACCGAGCUGUUUGUGGCAGCAACGGCCGCCUGUAUAAGUCGCUGUGCGCCUUCCAGAGGGCGCAGUGCAUCAACACGCUGCUCCGCCUCGCUCCACGGGCGCACUGCGCAGAUCCGACGCUCACAAAGUGCCAGCUGGCCAGAGCUCAGGGCCUGGAGGCCAGAGCGCGCAGCAGCGGCAGCGUCUUCGUGCCCGAGUGCAGCCCCGAGGGAAACUUCCUGCCGUUGCAGUGCCACAGCCAGGCGGGAUACUGCUGGUGCUCCACGCCCGACGGCAAACCCGUCAGCAGCACCACCGUCCUCCAGGGGAUCCCCAACUGCACCGAUCCCGUCCCACCGCUGUCUCAGGCCACAGACGCAGACUCAGUUCUGUUGAAAGAUGCAGCAGGUGACCCCGCCCCGACAUCUGACCCCAGAAAGCCUGCAGAACUGACGGCUCCGGCCUUCUGGGUCACCAUCCUGAUCAACUCCGAGUCCAGAGGGAACCGCUCAGGCCGACAACCCACCGAGAGCCCUCAGACAUGUGAGCGCGAGCGAGCGUCGCUGCCGUCCCAGGCGGGGAAGGACGACCGCUUCGUCCCAGAAUGCACUGCAGACGGCCGCUACAACCCCGUCCAGUGCCACACGGCCACGGGUUACUGCUGGUGCGUGAGGGUGGACAGCGGCCGGCCGCUACCGGGCAGCGCCGCGCGAAAUCGUAUCCCAGACUGCACCGGGGCAGCUGUCGCUCAGACGAACCGGGGACACUGGGAGAAACCUUUACCUGGAUGUCCCGGAGCUCAGAAGAAACAGUUCCUGCAGAGUCUGAUCAGAGCUCUGCAGCUGGAAGCCGAGCAUGCUGGGAGUCCGAGUAUUAACCAAACUUCGCCCCCCCCUCCGUCCACCUCUCCCUGGCCGUCAUCUAUCCCUCCGUUCCCUACUGCAGCGUCCACAGCGUCCUCCUCGUACUCCUCGUCCUCCUCCUCGUCCCCCCUGAGUGUCCCGGCCUCCACCGCCCCCCCGGUGGCUGCAGAGCCCUCCGGGCCGGAGACGGCCCUGCGAUGGCACUUCGCCCGGCUGGACGUGGACUCCAGCGGCGUGCUCAGCGAGCGCGAGGGCCGGCCGCUCCGCCAGUUCGUGCGGCAGCGGCUGAAGCCGCGGCGGUGCGCCAAGAAGUUUGCUCAGUACUGUGACCAGGACGGAGACCGCAGCCUGACGCUGGCGGAGCUGGAGCUCUGCCUGGGCCUCUGAGGCCAGUGUUCACAUUCAUGAUCCAGGGUGGAACCAUGCAGACAGAUCUUCUCCCGCCUCUCCAUCCAGAUGAAAUCCUGACUCCGUGAGCUCCCUCUUCUGCCACGGACCAGGAAGCCCCACAGAAGCUGUGACUUCACCUCCUCGUCAGCUCAUCCCCGCUGGGGCGGUGGCGUGGUCACAUGGUGCAGACGCCACUGCCCAGGUGCAUCAUGGGUAGCUCUGCCAGGUCCGUCACUGUAACACGACCGACCUCUCUGGACUUGGAUGGCGCCUGGAAAACGCUUUUUUAGUGAAGUCGUCCUUCUUCUGUCGUUGCAGCUUCACCGAAGCCUCCCAGAAGAAACUUUGACUCUUUCCUUCCCUCGUUUGUUCCUCUGCUUGUCUUUCGUAACACUCCUCCUUUCAUCCCUUAUUUCACUUUACUUCCUUACUAUCAUAUCAAAAUAAGCUUGUUUUCAUACGAAUUCUGACUGUUUUCCCUUUGAAAUACUUAUUGUGUGUGUUUUGUGUUCGUCCAAGUGGUUUCCAGGUUUUCCUGAUUUGAAUAAA
Molecule: messenger RNA, 1972 nt
Organism: Cololabis saira (Pacific saury)
Lineage: Eukaryota; Metazoa; Chordata; Actinopteri; Beloniformes; Belonidae
Product: SPARC-related modular calcium-binding protein 1-like
Exons: 11
Coding region: 11-1420 (469 amino acids)
Biological process (GO): extracellular matrix organization
Cellular component (GO): basement membrane
Molecular function (GO): heparin binding; protein binding; extracellular matrix binding
Source: RefSeq, a predicted model, not a curated record